This is a messenger RNA of Trichomonas vaginalis G3, 566 nucleotides long. RefSeq lists its product as uncharacterized. The record is from RefSeq and is a predicted model, not a curated record. The transcript has a single exon. NCBI's taxonomy places the organism in Eukaryota, Parabasalia, Trichomonadida, Trichomonadidae. The annotation marks the transcript as partial.
AUGUACAGAAUAGACGUUUCAGAUUUUUAUGACUUCCAAGCAUUCAGAAAUAUGUGUCCAUUUAGAGACUAUAACAAAGCAGUCGAGAAUUUGAAACGUUUAGUCAUUUAUGUUGACUCUGCCCCAGAAUGUUAUGUCAUGAAAGAAUGGGAUGUUGUCUUUAACAAACCAAGAGCAACAAUAGUUUCAGAACAAGAAUGUAGACAGAAACUUAAGAAAAUAAAAGUUGUACAAGUUGGUAUGAAGAUGUUAGAUGCUUGGGAUAUCUUAUUGUCAAAGUUAGAAGAUUUUUCAGUUCGAGGUAUAAAGUUCUAUACACCUUCUCCAAACUUCUAUUCUAUCUUCACUGGAUAUAAAUACGAACAAGUAGAAUGGAAAGAAAAUGUUAUAGAAGCUUGGUUAGACCAUGUCAAAGAAAUUAUAUGCAAUGGAAACGAAAGAGUCUAUGAGUAUAUCUUAUGUUGGUUUGCAAACAUCUUACAACAUCCAAGUGCUAAAAAUGAAACUGCUCUCAUUAUAAUUGGAAAACAAGGAACUGGUAAGAACACUUUCUUUACAGAUAUCUU